AUGACAUUUUGUUCAUCAUCAAAUGAAUCGAAUAUUCUCUUUGCUUUUUCAUCACAAUUUGGUUGGCAAUAUGAAUCUAAUAGAUUAUUCACUAACAAUACAUUAACUAUGUCAUUAGAUAGUUGGUGGGCAGCGGCUAAUUAUUAUUUAUCUGUUAUACUAUUUCUUGCUGCUGUUGAUGUUGGCAUCAUUCCUCAUGUAUCAUUUCCAGCAAAUAGUGUGGAACAAUGGCAAAAUUGUUUUGUUCAGCCUAAACAAUUGCAUAAAACUAUUGAUGAAACAAUUAUUGGUGACAAAAUGCUCGAUAGUCUUUAUUUAGGACCAAUGUGGUCUGCAUAUAUUACUUCUAUUAAUGAUGCUCUAUCAUUAGUUGAACCGAAAACAGUCUUUCUACCAUCAAAUCUUGAACGAUUAUUUGGCUAUGAUUGA
Messenger RNA from Rotaria socialis, 429 nucleotides. Lineage: Eukaryota; Metazoa; Rotifera; Eurotatoria; Philodinida; Philodinidae. The record is from the annotation of a GenBank genome assembly.